Messenger RNA from Rhinolophus ferrumequinum (greater horseshoe bat), 3603 nucleotides. RefSeq names its product C1q and TNF related 7 (gene C1QTNF7). The transcript has 3 exons. NCBI's taxonomy places the organism in Eukaryota, Metazoa, Chordata, Mammalia, Chiroptera, Rhinolophidae. Bases 272 to 1162 code for a protein of 296 amino acids. The record is from RefSeq and is a predicted model, not a curated record. Gene Ontology annotation, molecular function: protein binding.
GAGUUGGCAAGUGUCUGGGAGGAGCGGAAGGUUGUUUAAACUGAAAAAGACAGUUGCAAAACUUUGUACCACAGCAUGAGCUCCAAGCUUCAAACGCGUUCUCAUGCUCAGACGAGACUUUUAUUUUUCAUCAAGUUAUUUUUUAUAUUGUUUUGAAGCAGCUUUGAAUAAUAAACAAGUAUUCUGCUUUACAUUUUUUAAUGGUUUCUAAAUUCAUGGGAUAACCAAAGCAAGCCAGCCUCAUGUUUUGGGGGAAAGUCUGAUACCAGCAAUGCCUAGCAAAGAGCCAAAGAUGUUUGUCUUGCUCUAUGUUACAAGUUUCGCCAUUUGUGCAAGUGGACAACCUCGGGGUAAUCAGUUCAAAGGAGAGAGCAACUCCCCGAGAUAUAUCUGUAGCAUUCCUGGCUUACCUGGACCUCCAGGCCCCCCGGGAGCAAACGGUUCCCCUGGGCCCCAUGGUCGGAUCGGCCUUCCAGGACGAGAUGGGAGAGACGGCAGGAAAGGAGAGAAAGGUGAAAAGGGGGCUGCAGGUUUGAGAGGUAAAACUGGACCACUGGGCCUUGCUGGCGAGAAAGGAGACCAAGGAGAAACUGGGAAAAAAGGACCCAUUGGACCAGAGGGAGAAAAAGGAGAAAUUGGUCCAGCUGGGCCUCCUGGACCAAAGGGAGACAGAGGAGAGCAAGGGGACCCAGGGCUGCCUGGAGUUUGUAGAUGUGGAAGCAUCGUGCUCAAAUCUGCCUUUUCUGUUGGCAUCACCACCAGCUACCCAGAAGAAAGACUACCAAUUAUAUUUAACAAGGUCCUCUUCAAUGAAGGCCAGCACUACAACCCUGCAACGGGGAAGUUCAUCUGUGCUUUCCCCGGAAUCUAUUACUUUUCUUAUGAUAUCACUUUGGCAAAUAAGCAUCUGGCAAUUGGGCUGGUACACAAUGGACAGUACCGGAUAAAGACCUUCGACGCCAACACAGGAAACCACGACGUGGCUUCGGGGUCCACAGUCAUCUAUCUGCAGCCAGAAGAUGAAGUCUGGCUGGAGAUCUUCUUCACUGACCAGAACGGCCUGUUCUCGGACCCAGGUUGGGCGGACAGCUUGUUCUCCGGCUUUCUUCUAUAUGUUGACACAGAUUAUCUAGAUUCCAUAUCAGAAGAUGAUGAACUGUGACCAGGACAGCUGACUGAAAUGCUCCAGGAUCCUUGUGGGAGACACUUUGAUUUAAUCUGGGGCCCUGGAAGGUGGAGCAAGCAGAAACGAGAUCCAAAGAGACUCCCACUCAGAUUCCAGAGCAUUUACAGACAGUUCCAGCAGAAUCUAUUAUAACUAGAUGAACCACCAAAUUGUUGAAACCACACCAAAAUGAAUUAUAUAAAACAAUAACCCCAGAUAUGAAUUCUCUUGAAUGCAAUGUUCAUAAAUAUUUAAACAAAUGCAAGGCAAUGUUAACAAAUUUUCUGUUAAAUUCCCUGAGUGACAAAACCAGCUGGCAAUGAUAUUGUCUCAUUAAAUCUUUAUAAAAUUACAUUUUUGCCUGUUAUUUAAGAGAAUCAUAACAUCCCAAAGUCAUUGACAAUUCUCAAAAGGCUAUAGUUAGUCAAAAACCAAAGGUAAGAGAUGCUGAAUAAUUGCAAGCAAGCUAAAGUGAAGUGAUAAUUGUCUUUGUUUUACCAUUUAUUCCUUCAUGCUUGUAUAUAUUUACUCAACAACUCUUUAAUAAGCCUGUAUGAACCAGACACUGAUACUGGGUCAGAUUUAAUGAGCUAAGAUAAAAAUUCCUACCUCAUACAGGCUAGUGUGUGAUGCGCAUACUGUCACAAUUCUGUGUGAUGAGCACUAAGACAAACAAAUGAACUUGAUGGGAACCAGAGAAAACAUGGAAAACGAUUAGGUGGGUCUAAGGAGGUGGGAGGGAUGCAAAGGAAACAAGAAAUUCAGCAGUGGCAUUCUCCCUGUCCCAUCCUCCAAACACCACUAGUAUUUGCAAUCAGGAAUGGGUGAAAAACCUGGAGAGAGAGGCACCCUGGAGACCUGGGAAGGGUAAUGGAAAUGAAGAUAAACAACUUACUGAGACCAGCCAGUAGGUCAGUCUCCUAAAUCCUUCAGCAUAAUAGUUUCCCAAGACAAAUAUUUGUAAUCUUAGCUUUCUCACAAAUAAGGGAAUUAUUUUACAUUGUGGUAACACAUUGUGUCUCACGGACUCUCUAGGUAAUGAAUUCAAAUAAAGCAAAGCAUAUGUCCACUGAUUUGUGAGUGAGCAGAUGGGAGGAGUGAACAAGAGAACGAGGGAGAGAGACCAGACGUCUGAGCAAAUAGCUGUGCCUUCCAAGUCUCACACCUCCUUUAGUCUAGCACUCUCUUAGUGUCAGCCUCUUGCUCCCCACUGAACUGCAAAUCGUCCAUUCAUCUCACCCAUAAUUCUGUGACCUGCCACUUCCUUGGCUGAUACUAGUAGUAUCCCCUUACUCUCUCCUUUUUGAUAUCUUCUAAUCCAUGCAUUCCUCUCUCUGCUCAUUCAUUUAAUAAAUAGUUUAAAUGCCUCUUAUGUGGGAGUCAACACAGUGGAUUCUGUGAAGGCGGUGGAACACCAAGGAAUACCACACAGCUCCUGCCGUCAACUUUCAAAGGAUACAAGAAAGGAAAUGACAUGCACACACAGACAAAAUACCUAGAAUUCUGGAAACAAACAUGCUAAACUAUGCUAAGUGCUAAACGAGAUACAGACAAAAUGCUGUGGAAGAAAUGUUGGGGAGGGAAUUGUUUACUCCCAAAAUAGGGGGUGAGAGAAGACAGCUAGGGAAAUCUCUGUUCCCUGGGCCUCAAGUGAUGGAUAGGACUUGGAGUAGCCAAAGUGGGGGAAGGCACUUGAAACAGAGGUAAUAAUGGUUCCAAGCAUAAAAGUGAGAACAGAGACCCAGAAAAGGAAUCCAUGGGCCACAUUUGCAAGAGCCUUGAAUGACAAGCUGAGGGUUGGCAACUUGAUUCAUGAGAAAAUGUGGAGCCCCUGUGUGUUCCAGAGCUGGGUACUGACAUUAUUGGAGGUGGAAUCCAUAAUUAUCAAGCACCUACAUGUAACGGCAAUUCUUGCCUCUCCCAUCUUCCAGACCUAGCUUGCUUCCAUCAGCUUCCUCUGACCCCUAUCCUUUGUCCACUGGUUCCUCUCAUUCUGAGUCAAGACAUGGAUCUGGAAGACCAAGGGCAAUGAACAUUAGACAAAAAAGACAGAGCAACGGUGGUUUGAGCUCAUCAGCUGCCUCUAGAUAACAGCUGAACCUGGAAUUCCAGGCUCUAAAAUGUGAAGAACAGCCAACAGAAGAAGGAAACAUGAAAAUAUGGGCCCUUUGAAGAUUAUGGGAUUUGCUGGAGAAACUGGAAUAGAGAAGUUAUUAUAGAUAUCCAUGACUCACAAGAUUAUUAUGUAAUUUAAAUUUUCUUCUGAUCCUGAUCCAUUAAUGCAUUCAUUUUUUGGACAUUGUGUACUUGUUUGUCUUUUAAAUGUUUCUUUCAUUAGAAAACCUAUGUUAAGUAGCUUUUUAAACCAAAAUUUCUUAAGCUGGUUCUAGGCCCACAGAUGAAUUUUAUUUUGGAAUAUCUGGUGAGAUGGUGAUGGG